Messenger RNA from Gryllus bimaculatus (two-spotted cricket), 307 nucleotides. Lineage: Eukaryota; Metazoa; Arthropoda; Insecta; Orthoptera; Gryllidae. The record is from the annotation of a GenBank genome assembly.
AGUGUACCAUUGUUUACCACUUGUGUGAAAGUUUAUUGUCAACAAUUUUGGGAAUAAAAUGGAAUGUAUUGAAGUUCUAGCGGAAAAUAUUAUUAAAAUAGAGCAGGUGAAAGAAGAACCAGUUGAUAUUGAAGAACCACUCAAUUCCAUUGAAGAUGAUGACUGCAGUCAUGAAUGGUGUUCAGUAAAGGCAGAAGGUAAUGUAGAAGAGGAGUUGGAGCCUCCACUCGCUGUGAAUGUUGCGCCUUUUGCGGAGCCCGACGGAGCUUCUAGUAAGGAAGAGAAGGUUAGAAUGACAUGUUACUAA